UAUAACAAGGGCAGUGAGUUUUAAGGAAAUUACAUGGUAUUUGUCGUUGACUUCUAAUUAGAGCAAUAUCUGUCUUAGUGAAUAUUGAACUGUGGUCUAUAAGAACAAAUCAUUUUUCAUACACAGCUCUUGGGGUCACAGUCCCAGAGAGAGGCAUCCCCUGAGAUAGCCAGGUUCCAGCCUAUUAAAGGCCUAGAAGAUCUGAAAGGUGGUGAUUUCUCCAGCAAAAGAAAGGAGAAGGGACAAGUCUUCAGUUUGGUCUUCAGAUUUGGGAACAAAUUCAGCUCUGUUGUAAGCAAUAAAUGGGAGUUGUGCCUGUAUCUAUUUGGCUCUGUCUCUACUGCAACAAGAAGCAGCAUGGAGAAGUAAGUCAUCUAAAAAUAAUUAAACAGCCUCCAGCCUCACAAGGAAGUUGGCAUGGAUUGCUGUUGGUUUUAUUGGCCCAUCCUCUGACUGAUCAGACUUGGAACUCUUCAGUCCCUCUGGUAUUCUCCAGAUCAUAAUGGCCAGUUGAGUUAGACUCCAGCUAUGGCAAAUUUUGACAUGAAAACCAAUGUGGUGGAAGAGGGAAAGAUUUCAUUUGGUGACAGAUGCCGAAGGAGGAGAAAACCUGAAAGAUAAUGGCUUUGAAGCUGUGCUGCUUUAUGUGAUGAAGACCUAAGUAGUAAUUAAAUUCCUGAAGAACUGCCAAGUCUCCUAUUGGCUGAAAUGGGGAUGUUCCAGGCUCUGGUCAUUGAGUUGCGAAAAAAAGAAUGUUUAAAGAUGACACAGUUAAAGCAGUGGAGACUUCUGUAAGACAUGGAUAGAUGCAAACAUGUUGGGCGGCUACGACUCGCCCAGGACCAUUCUAUCCUGAAUCCCCAGAAGUGGCACUGUAAGGAUUGCAACACCACAGAAUCUAUAUGGGCUUGUCUGAAAUGCUCCCACGUGGCCUGUGGAAGGUACAUUGAGGAACAUGCACUUAAACACUUUGAAGAGACCAAGCAUCCCUUGGCUAUGGAAGUUAAUGAUCUGUAUGUGUUUUGUUACCUUUGUGAAGACUAUGUUUUGAAUGAUAAUCCUGAGGGAGAUUUGAAAUUGUUAAGAAGCUCUCUGUCUGCUAUUAGAAGUCAGAAGCAUGAUCCAUCAGCAAGAAGUGGGAGGACAUUGCGAUCAAUGGCUUUGGGGGAGGAUGUGUAUAGCCAUCAAAGGACCCCUCAGGGACAGCCUCAGAUGCUCACUGCUCUCUGGCACAGGCGCCAAUCUUUGCUAGCAAAAACACUGCGGACCUGGUUUGAUAAGAGUUCUAGAGGCCGGCUAAAACUAGAACAAAAGAAACAAAUGGAGGAACUGGAGAGAAAGAAGGAAGCAGCCAGGCAGAGGCGGCAAGAGAUGAAACGGCGACUUUUGGAGGAACUGGCAAACACUCCUCCUAGAAAGAGUGCGAGACUUCUGUCUCACGUUCACAGAGAGAAUUUGAUUCCAAGGAAGUUUAGAGAGAUGGCAGCAAGUUCCCCUACCUCAAGGCGAGUGCAGAGCAGCAGAUUCAGGCAGUUUUAUUCCAUCCGGCGUAAGCCCCUAAUGACUCCUGGUGUGACUGGCUUAAGGAAUCUGGGAAACACAUGCUACAUGAACUCAAUCCUUCAAGUGCUAAGUCACCUCCAAAAGUUCAGAGAAUGUUUUUUGACACUUGACCUCUGUGAAACUGAAGAACUCUUAGCCAAAACCGUGAAUGGAAAGUCUAGAAUGUCUGGCAAGUUGGCAAAUGGAUCUGCUGCUAACGAGUCAGGGAGGAAUGAUAAAAUGGGGUCAUAUGGCAGGCAAAGCUUGCCAGUUGGCUUAAACGGUGGCUCCUCAAUAAGCAGGAGUUUAGAACUAAUACAGCCCAAGGAACCGAGUUCAAAGCACAUUUCUCUCUGUCAUGAACUGCACACCCUUUUCAGAGUCAUGUGGUCUGGGAAGUGGGCAUUAGUGUCUCCAUUUGCCAUGCUGCACUCCGUGUGGAGUUUGAUUCCAGCAUUUCGAGGUUACGAUCAGCAGGACGCUCAGGAAUUUCUCUGUGAGCUGUUGGACAAAGUGCAGCAGGAGCUGGAGUCAGAAGGAACGAAGCGCAGGAUUCUCAUCCCUUUCUCACAGAGGAAGCUCACCAAGCAGGUCCUGAAGGUGGUGAACACCAUUUUUCAUGGGCAGCUGCUCAGUCAGGUCACCUGCAUAACAUGCAACUACAAAUCCAACACCAUUGAGCCCUUCUGGGAUCUUUCCCUGGAAUUCCCUGAGCGCUAUCACUCUAUUGAGAAAGGGAUUGUCCCCGUUAACCAGACAGAGUGCAUGCUGACAGAAAUGUUGGCCAAGUUCACAGAAACAGAAGCUCUGGAAGGGAGGAUAUAUGCGUGUGACCAAUGCAACAGCAAACGACGGAAGUCUUCUCCUAAACCUCUUGUUCUGAGUGAAGCUAAAAAGCAGUUAAUGAUCUACAGACUACCUCAGGUCCUCCGGCUGCACCUUAAACGAUUCAGGUGGUCUGGACGUAAUCACCGUGAGAAGAUUGGGGUCCAUGUCCUCUUUGACCAGGUAUUAAACAUGGAACCUUACUGCUGCAGGGACUCUCUCUCCUCUCUUGACAAAGAGACCUUUGUCUAUGACCUCUCCGCUGUGGUGAUGCAUCAUGGUAAAGGGUUUGGCUCAGGACACUACACAGCAUAUUGCUACAACACAGAGGGAGGUUUUUGGGUCCACUGCAAUGAUUCCAAACUGAAUGUAUGUAGUGUGGAGGAGGUGUGCAAAACCCAGGCCUACAUUCUUUUUUACACUCAAAGAACAGUGCAGGGCAAAGCAGGAAUCUCAGAAACACAACUCCAAGCUCAGGUGCCGUCCAGAAACAGCGAUAAGGACAGAAGACUGACAUUCCCAUGAUGGGAAGCAUUAAUAACUCAACUGACUCUCUCAGUUUUUUAAACCAUUGGUGUUCACACAUCAUUCCUCUUUGUAGGAAUAAAGGCUUACUGCAGGAACAGAUCAAAUCACCAUGUUUGCCACCCCAGGGUCCAGAAAAAUGUGCAUCAGGCUGUGCAAUUCCAUCAUAUAAAAUUGUAGUCAGAAUCUUUUUUUUUUUAUUAAAUUGGUAAAACUCACUUUCCUCAAAACAGCCAUCGAUGCCUAGUAUCAUUCAUCUUAUUUCAAACAGAAAUUAAAUUAAGCACGUAAAAGUAAGUACAACCCAGUUGUUCAACCAGAAUACAAACCUAUCAAACAACUGACUCCCAAAUUCGCUAGUAAUUAAUACUGAUUACAAAAAAAAAAUCUCCAGAAAGAAGAGGUACAGUAGAAUCUCAUUUAAGCUUCAUUCCCUUGUUGUCAAUUACAUUCUCUGGUGUGAAUCACUUACCCAAUCCCUUCCCACCUGUGUUUAUCCGAAUGACUUCAGUUUCCCCAGAAUAUCUUGAAGAGGUGGAGUUGUACUUUUCCAAAAGGCAUUCUUGCCGGAGAGCCUUCUAAGGCCCUUUGCCCUAGGCCUUACAUUGUCUGUAAGUGUUGAAAACAUUUUGAAAACAGAUUAGUGCAGGUUGGACAACGCCAGUAGAGGAAGGGACUAGCAACGGAUCAUAUUCUUAGUAUUGACAGGGCCUAAAUAUAGCAUUGGUACACACAUGGCAGCAUUUUUCUUUAACUGGACUGAAUGGACUUGGAAAUUUAGUGUUCACUUCUGAUAUGGAAUGUGAUCAAUGUGGUUCUGCUCUGGAGAGAGAUCAUGUAAAAGUGGAACCUUCUGACUGAUCAGAUCUGCCCCCUGUACAUGUUCAGAAUCCUGUCUGCAGACACUAGCAGCAAAAAUAAGUAUGAGUUGUUUUUUACUCCUGUUAGCAGUAAAGUGCCAACACAGCUAUAGGGGAGUGGGCUGGAUUUUGUUUCUUUUUGUGCAUAAACAGAAUUGCUUACUAAAUUCCAAUCUGUUACACUUAUGCAAGUUUGAAGACAAUGAGGUUGCAUAGACAUUAUGGAGGGUAGAAUUUGGCCAGCCACAUCUUUAUUUCAAGUGAUAGCUUGGCUCUCAAAUCCCAGUUUGAGCUUGCAGAACUGCAGACUUGUAAAAACAUCUUUAUACUUGCAAUCUGAGCUUGAUCUAGAAAUCACUGAAACACAGCAACCAUAGGACCUCACGGUACCAUUUUUAGUCCCUUUUCUCAGUAGAACCACACUUCAAACAUUUAUUUAGUUUGAGGAUUGUGCUGUCCAUGUUAAAUUUUAGAGAUCAGACCUGAGAGUUUGCAAGAGGUUCUCUUGUUCCCUGUGCAGUCAGUCUUGUUUGGUGGAGAUAGCUAAGGUGGAAACAAUUUAAAAAUCCAGUGUUCCAGUGGGACAUUUUAAACCUCAGAAAUUUAAACUUAGAAUCCAGGUAAAAAGUCCUGAAAUCAUUGGUUUUCCUUCUUUCCCUAUUUCCUUUUAUUCUUCUCAGCAUUUGCCCAUCAUACAUAAACUAAUUGGCAGAGCCAGCCCAUCCUAUUGUUCUAGAGGGUGGGAUACAUUUCCUGAAGUAAUACCCUCUUGCCAUUGCCACUGUCGUGACAAUUAACCUCCUGUGUUAAGGGCAAAACAGACUCUCUUCUCUGUAUGUGUAGUUAAUCACUCCAACUAUCCGGGAGGGAGGGAGGGAGGGA
Molecule: messenger RNA, 4634 nt
Organism: Mauremys reevesii (Reeves's turtle)
Lineage: Eukaryota; Metazoa; Chordata; Testudines; Geoemydidae
Gene: USP49
Product: ubiquitin specific peptidase 49
Exons: 10
Coding region: 799-2892 (697 amino acids)
Biological process (GO): protein deubiquitination
Cellular component (GO): cytoplasm
Molecular function (GO): zinc ion binding; cysteine-type deubiquitinase activity
Source: RefSeq, a predicted model, not a curated record